AGGGACUUGACAUAUGAAGCGACAGGAUGAAGACUUUAUAUACCCCCUCCUCACUCUCCUCUCACAGUCUGUCCAACUUCACUUCCUCAACUCUGCCGGCCCCUUCCUCUCUGGUCAUAGGUCUCAUGGAGAUGGAUUUCUAUGCAAUGAAGAGGAAGCAACUUCAAAGACUCUGCAAAAAGCAUAGCAUCCCUGCAAACAUAGGGAACACAGAAAUGGCUAACAGGCUUACUUUGCUUCACAAGGUUCAGAUACAGAAGGUGAAGAAAGUAAGCUUCAAUCCUGAGAAUGAAAUAUUUUUCUUUGUGGCUACGCCCAAAUAUUCAUACUCCAGUUUAAAGAAGAAACGGGUGCAAAAGAGGAAGUCCAGGGUGAAGCAAGCUUCAAAGAAGCAGGUUCAGCUUGCUGAAAAUGGGAGAGAACUUGAACUCUCGGUGAGCAUAAUUGUUACCCCAGUUAGACAUAUAAGAUCUCGUGCACAGAGAAUGCAACAAGGUGAUGCAGAAGCAAUGUGUUUGCCUUUUUCUGCGCAGAAGAAAGUCAGAAGCAUUGAGGAAAAUGUAGGUGGUGAUAAGCCGCCUCUGAAGGUUAAGUUGAGUGAGGGAGUUGGUGGUGAUACAAAAGAUUCUAUUUCGAGUGGAGUAUUAAUUUAUAAAAAACUGAGAAGCAGAAUGGUGGUGUGUAAAUAUGGUGGAGAUUCAAUGGUUUCGAAGAAGAAAAUUAAUGCAGAGAGUGCUGUUGAAGCAAUUGUGCCAAAAGGUGGAAGACUACUGUUUUGAGUGAGAAAUUGGAAGAAAUUGAUCGUGGUGGUAUGACUUGGACUCCGGUUCAAGGGGUUGCCUAUUGCUAAUCAGAUGAGGCCAGCUUUCCAGUAGAGUUGUGUUUUGUAUUGUCUAGUGUAGUUAAAUCAGGUUAGAUAUGCAUGGUUUCUGUGGCAGGUGAUGUAGGAUCAUAGUUUUUGGAUCUGUUUCUGAAACAAGAACUUAAGGUACUCAGGUCAUUAGAUAUGAAUUGUUAAGGGGGUGGUUUGGAGGUGAUAGUUUUUUGUUAAAGCCUUUACCUUAUUUCAGUUGUUGCUCAGAACUUA
Molecule: messenger RNA, 1087 nt
Organism: Rosa rugosa (rugosa rose)
Lineage: Eukaryota; Viridiplantae; Streptophyta; Magnoliopsida; Rosales; Rosaceae
Exons: 3
Coding region: 27-779 (250 amino acids)
Source: RefSeq, a predicted model, not a curated record